AUGGUUAAACUUGGAAAGAACUCGAAGAGGACUCCCGUUCGUUUACGCCACAAGAUUGAGAAGGCCAGCACCGCCAAACAGAGGAAGCAAAGGAAACUAGCCAAGAAGAAUCCGCAAUGGCGCUCAAGGUUGAAGAGGGACCCAGGAAUUCCUAGCCUGUUCCCGUACAAGGAUAGGAUUCUGAACGAUAUUGAAGAAAGGAAAAGAAUAUUAGUUCAGGAAAACUCGCAAACACAUAAACCACAGUACAAAUGCGAAACCAGUACUCAAGAUUUCACUACAAUUACCGACGAUCAGAACGUUAGCCAGGACGUAGUUAUAGAUGAUGAGAUGGAAGACGCCGAAACGUAUGAAAAUCCUAUGGCCGCUCUAUUGACCUCGGCAAGAGCAAGGGCUGCCGAAUACUCGGCACAAAUUGAUGAUCAAUAUUCCGACUUCGAGGAGAUGAAUGAAAAUGAAGAUCUGUCACUAGUCGGCUCGGUAGCCUCUGGACCGAAAGAUACCUCCAGGCGUGCAUUUAAUAAGAUUUUUAAACGUGUAAUUGAAACUGCCGAUGUUAUUUUAUACGUUUUAGAUGCACGGGACCCGGAAGGUACAAGAUCAACAACCGUGGAACGGGAAAUAAUGUCGGCUAAUGGUGGGGAUAAGCGCUUAAUUUUAAUCAUGAACAAGAUUGACCUGGUACCUCACGCUGUAUUGAAAGGGUGGCUAUCAUAUCUUCGAAGGUAUUUUCCAUGUCUUCCCUUGAAGGCGUCGACUGGAACUGUUAAGCCACCUGGAUUUGAUGACAAAGAGUUUUCUAUGCAAGCCACUUCCGAAACGCUCCUGAAAGCUUUGAAAUCAUACGCUCAUAACAAACAAUUCAAACGUUCCAUUUCAGUUGGGGUUAUUGGCUAUCCCAAUGUGGGCAAAUCAUCCGUUAUCAACGCGUUGGCAUCAAGACUGGGUAGAGGGACAUCCUCUCCAUGCCCAGUUGGUGCCGCAGCUGGCAUCACGACCAGUUUACGAGAACUGAAACUCGACAAUAAAAUAAAGAUAAUUGAUUCUCCCGGUAUUGUUUUUCCAAAUACCCGCGAUGCAAAGGAUGUCAACCAAGAAGCACGGCUAGUCCUUCUUAAUGCAAUACCGUUGAAGCAAAUGUCAGAUCCUAUUACUGCCGUCUCCCUAUUACUCGACAGGUUAAAGUUGUCUCAGGCACUCCUUUCUAGCAUGCUCGAAUUUUAUGGAAUUCCCCCGCUUCAACAUCCAGCAAACGAGAAUGUCCAUGAAUUUCUUAUCCAAGUUGCCAGGAAAAAGGGAAGACUCGGUAAAGGUGGUGUCCCUAACGUAAAAAGUGCAGCUAUGGCUGUCGUUACAGACUGGAGGGACGGUCGCAUUCAGGGUUGGGUUGAAGCACCUACCCAGGCACUCGUUUACCGAGGGGCAGCUGCUCCCCUGCUUGGAUCCGACAGGACAAUAAUUGUUUCAGAGUGGUCUAAAGAAUUUGAUCUAGCAGAGUUAUAUUGCUAG
Messenger RNA from Ophidiomyces ophidiicola, 1509 nucleotides. RefSeq names its product nuclear GTP-binding protein nug1 (gene NUG1). The coding region runs from base 1 to 1509 and encodes 502 amino acids. The record is from RefSeq and is a predicted model, not a curated record. Gene Ontology annotation, cellular component: nucleolus. The transcript is spliced from 3 exons. NCBI's taxonomy places the organism in Eukaryota, Fungi, Ascomycota, Eurotiomycetes, Onygenales, Onygenaceae. Gene Ontology annotation, molecular function: GTP binding.